UAGAGGAGAAAGAAGAUGUAGCCAUGUAGGGCAACAAAGCUAAGAACAAGGAUAAAAUAACAGCAUGGCUAAUCCAAUUCCUAUACCUGAUUUCUUGCAACAACGUGCCUUUGACUUCGCAGUUGAGAAACUCACAAAUGUGUGGAAGAAGCAUGUAAGGAAUCGGGUGGACUACACAUUGAACUGCCAUAAGAAAGUUAAGAAGCUAGGAAAUGCUGUGGAUGAGCUCAAGGAGGAUGGAAAAAAGGUCCAUGAUAAAGCCGAAGAGGACGAAGGGCUUUACGGGAGAGAAGUAUAUCAUGUUAAAGCAUGGCUGCGUCAAGUAGAUGAAAUAAUCUCUGAAUAUGGCAAGUUGAAAGAUGAACACAGUAACCACGUUCUCAUAAAUUUGAAGAAAAGGUAUCUCUGUAGCAAGAGGGCAGAAGAAAUCAAAGAGUUAGUCAUGGAGCUACAAAAAGAAAAGCUGGAUAAUAUAUCUUACUGGCAGCAGCAGCAGCAACAACAACAACAAUGGAAUUAUAUGGAAUUUAAGUCGAGAAGGACUACAAUGAAAAAGAUUAUGGCAUCGCUAGAAGACUCGAAUUCAAGAUUGGUUGGUGUUUAUGGGCCAGCUGGUAUUGGGAAGACCACUCUGGUGAUAAAGGCUGCCAAACAAGCUCAGGAAGACAAGUUGUUCGAUAUGGUGAUCAUGGUGAACGUGACAAAACGUCCUGAUACAAAGAAGAUUCAAGGCCAAAUUGCUGAGAUGCUAGGAAUGAAGUUGGAAGAUGAAAGUGAGGAAGCAAGAGCAACUAGCAUACAAGAGAGGCUGAAGAAUGAGAAGGAUAACAUCCUUAUAAUCCUGGAUGAUAUGUAUGCCAAACUGGAUCUGAAUGCUUUGGGAAUCCCACUACAAACAAAAGAAGAAUCUUCUGCCAUUGUGGUUCACAGCCAAAAUCCUGAAUUGGAGGAUAAUAAGCAACCUGGGAAACCUGCUACUGAUGAUGAUAAGAAGAUGAUGAAAGCAAAAACCUCCUUCGUCGAUGGCUCUAGCAAGUUAAAAGAGCACAACAGGGGGUACAAGAUUUUAUUGAUUUCUGAGCUGAGACAGGUAUUAACUGAAAUGGAUGUGAAAGCAGCCUCUAUUUUUUCUAUAAAUGUCUUAAAUGUCAUGGAGGCAGAGAAAUUGUUCAAGAGCAUGGUUGGAGUAGGCGCCAAUGAUUCUGAACUUGAAACAUUGGCAACUGAAAUAGCCAAGAAGUGUAACGGUUUGCCUAUGUCAAUAGUUACAACUGCAAGGGCAUUGAAAAAUCAGCCAAACCCCUUGGUUUGGAAGGAUACCCUUGUAACACUUGAAAAGCUUGCGGUGGAAAAUCCAAAUGCAGCACCUGAAUAUUCAACAAAGUUGAGUUAUGGGCUUCUAGAAAAUGAGGAGCUCAAGCUUACAUUCUUGCUUUGUGCCCGUAUGGAUUAUGACGCAUUGGUUGCGGAUUUGGUGAGAUAUUGCAUCGGUUUGGGUUUUCUUCAAGGCGUCUACUCAGUUUGGGAAGCCAGAGACAGAGUACAAAUGCUACUUGUCAAGCUAAAAGACUCAGAAAGGCACACAUUCAUGAUGACUGAAGGAAAACUAAAUAAAUGGCCAGGCAUGGAUGAACUUGAAAGCUGCAAUGUUAUUUCCUUAAAAAGAUGUGAUUUCAUUGGGAGAUUUCCCGAGAGCAUAAAAUGUCCUAAACUUAGCAUCUUUCAUAUUGAAAAUAAUGACCCAUCUUUAAAAAUAUCAGACAGUUUCUUUCAAGAAAUGAAAGAACUUAGUGUGUUGAUUUUGACUGGUGUCAAUCUUUCAUCAUUGCCUUCAUCAAUUAAAUGCCUCACAAAACUUAGGAUGCUUUGUUUGGAGCAAUGCAUUCUAGAUGAGAAAUUAGAGAUCAUAGGAGAGUUGAAAAAUUUAAGAAUUCUUAGCUUUUCAGGAUCUGAUGUCAAAAGUUUGCCUCGUGAACUAAGCCAUUUAUCUAAUCUACAAAUCUUUGACAUAAGUAACUGUUACAAGCUUAGAGUGAUUCCACAUGAUGUAAUGUCAAAUUUGACUAGAUUAGAAGAGUUGUAUAUGAGAAACAUUCCCUUUCAAAGCGAGGUUGAUGAUGGCAAGCAGAGUGAAAAUGCUAGUCUAUCUGUGUUAGGAAAUCUGAACCAAUUAACAAAUCUAGACCUACAAAUUCCAAAUGCUUCUUCUUUGCCCAAUAAUUUCUUCUUUGACAAGCUGUAUAGCUACAAGAUUAUCAUUGGGUCUUCAAACAGAGGAUAUUCAGAUCCUGAUUUCCAGAUUCCAAAGAAGUAUGAAUUGUCCAGAUGCUUGGCAGUAUAUCAAGAGGAUGGCAGCUUUGAUGUUCAUUCCCAUGAUGCAAUCAAAAUGCUGUUUGAAAGAGUGGAAAUUUUGUUGCUGGAAAAGUUCAACAGUGUCCAGGAUGUUUUUUAUGAACUGAAUUUGAAAGGAUUUCCAUCUCUUAAGCAUUUAUCCAUUGCAAGAAAUCAUAGUAUUCAAUGUCUCAUCAAUCCAAAGAAAAGGGGGUAUCCUGAGAGGAUUUUUCCUAAAUUGGAGUCAUUGCAUCUCUACAAGCUCAAGAAAAUGGAUCAAAUAUGCUGCUGUCAAUCACUCUUAAAAGAUUCAUUUGCUGAGUUGAAAAUUAUUAAGAUCAGGCUCUGCGGUCGGAUGAAAAAUGUUUUCUUAUUUUCUAUGGUCCAACAACUAGCUUCUCUUGAAACAAUUGAUAUUUCUGAAUGCUACUCUUUGGAGAAGAUUGUUGACAUGGAAACAUAUAUUGAAAAAAAGCCUCUUCCUAAGUUCUCUAAACUACGUUCUUUGACACUACAAUCUUUAUCCAAGUUUACUGGGUUCGAUCCUAUUGCAUCAGAUGGAAAUACCAUAUCACUGUUCCAUCACAAGAUUGAAGUUCCGAAGCUAGAGAGAAUGGAGUUGUCUGUACUCCAAAUCAACCACAUAUGGAGGGACCAAACAUGGAAUAAUAAAAACCAAAGCAUUUCUCCCUUUCAAAAUUUAAUACACUUGGACGUGAAUGACUGUUGGAAUUUAGAAUGCUUAUGGUCAUUUUCUAUCGCCAGACAUUUGGAGAAUCUUCAGAGCCUUUCUAUCAGUGAAUGUAAGAUGAGAUACAUCUUUCCUCAAGUUCAAAGUGGAGAGACUAAAAUGAACAAUAAGGAUGCAAUUUUUCCAAAUUUGAAGACGGUCAAACUGAGUAGCAUGAAGAGUUUGUGUCAAAUAUGGAAUUCUGAAGCUCAUGAAAAUUCUUUUGGCAAACUACACACUCUGAUCAUUGAGAAAUGUGAUGAAUUGGUCCAUGUGAUUCCUCAUAAUAUGGUUGGAAGAUUAUCAAAUUUAAGUUGCUUGAGGGUUACGAACUGCGAGUCAAUCAAAGUUAUAUUUGAAGAAGCUGAUGAUGAUAAUAGAAAACAAGAUGUUAUGCAUAACUUCAAGUUGCAAGAUAUUCAUUUAGAAACACUCCCGAAACUGGAGAAUGUAUUCAAAUGGAAGAAAGAAGUAAAAUGGAGUGAUCUGAAAUUGCAAAAGAUAUGGGUGCAUGAUUGUGGAAGGUUAGAAAACAUAUUUUCAGUUUCUGUAGUCAAGACUACUGAAAUAAAUAUGGAAAGCCUUGAAAGCCUUGUGGUAUCAAAUUGCUCUCAACUCAGAGAAAUAGUGGACAACAAGGGAGAAGAUGUUGUCAUCGACAAAAGUGGUCCUGUUAAAUUCAACUUGCCUAAAUUGAGGAAAAUAGUAGGCAAGAAGGGAGAAGAUGAUGUUAUCGACAAAAGUGGUCCUGUUAAAUUCAACAUGUCUAAAUUGACUAGUAUCAAGCUUUCGAAACUAUCAAAAAUCAAGAGUUUUUAUUCAUGGGGAGCUUAUGAAUUAAGUUGUCCAGCAUUGAAUGACCUAUCUAUUCAACGUUGUGACUUGUUGGAACCAUUUGAAGAAAUCUCAUCGCAUGCAAAAAUAAAGAAUGUUCUUUUUCCAGAAAAGUCUAAAACUGGAGAAGUAAAAGUAAAGGAGGUAAUCAAUAACAAGUUAAAGUCCAUGCACAUUGAAUCACGACAUGUAGUGGGGUCAUCAAUGGACUAUGACUACAGAAGGGAUAGCUUAGAAGAGCUUCAGUUGUCUGCACUGAACAAUUCUGAUAUUAUAUAUUCUUUCCUUCAUUCCAAUCCUAACCUCAAGAGCUUACGCUUGGAUGAUUGUGAGUUUGAAGAAUUGAAGCCUGGUGAAACAAGAAGGCCCGCUAUUGGGGUUGUGCCAAAGUUGAAAAGCUUGACAUUAACAAACAUGUAUGAUCUUGAGAAGAUUUGCUUUGAACAAGAUGCAGUUCUUCAAAAGAUAGAGUCAUUGGUUAUAAACAAUUGUUUUAAUUUGCACACCAUAGCACCUUCGUCUGUGUCUCUCGCUCACUUGACAAUUUUAGAAGUGGUUGACUGUGGGAACUUAAAAUAUGUGAUGUCACCAUCAACUGCCAAAAGCUUGGGUCAACUCAAAAUCAUGAAGGUAAUCAAUUGUGAAGAUCUAGAGGAAAUUGUUUCAGAGAAAACACAAGAAGAGGACUCUGAAUCUAUAGAGGAAGACGAAACACAAGAAGAGAACUCUAAAUCUCUAGAGGAAGACAAAACACAAGAAGGACAGGAAGAAAAAGAAAAUGUAGGCACGGAGGUUCCCAUCAUUUUCAAACAAUUGACAACUCUUGAGCUUGUGUCAUUGAAUAGCCUUAAUAGUUUCUGCAGCUCCAAGAAUUGUGCCUUUAAAUUCCCAUCACUGGAGAAUUUUAUUGUGAGUGCAUGCCCCAGAAUGGAAAUUUUCUCUGCAAAAGAAGUGGACUGUGGGCCAAAUUUGCAAAAGAUAUAUUAUGUGCGUGACAAAGAGAAAAAGAGAUGGUGCUGGCACGAAGACAAUAUAAGAUCUACAAUAAAAUACAUAUUUGACAAUAAGAAAUUUUUUGAAGAUAUGAAUGAGUUGGAUUUGGAUCCUGAUGAAGAUCUUCUAAAACCAAUCUGGCUAAGUAAAGAAAGUCCCCGAAAAGAUUGGUUUUCCGGUUUAAAAACUCUGACGCUAUAUCACUGGAAUGCAUCUAUUGCAAUUCCGUCAAAUGUUCUCUGUUGUUUGAAGAGCUUACAAGAACUUAAAGUUUGGGAAUGCGAGAGCAUAGAAAGCAUUUUUGAGAUGGAUGACACUAAGAGCUGGGAAUCAUCAUUUCAACUGAAGAAGCUAAGUUUAGAGUAUCUACCAAGUUUGAAGAGUGUGUGGCAACAUGACAAAGGAGAAAUCCUUCUAGGCUUUCAAAAUCUGCAGCAGGUCACUAUCGAAGAUUGUCAUAAACUGACAAGUGUGUUUCCUACUGUCUUGGCCAGAGAUCUUAAAAAGCUCGAGGAACUCGAUGUAAGCAAUUGUGCUGCGUUGCAAGAAAUUGUUGGAAAAGAUCAAGAGGAAGCAGUGGAAGGAUCACAAAAAUUUGUGUUUUCUCGUUUAACCAGACUAAGACUAGCAGAGUUGCCACAACUAAGAGACUUAAACUCUGGAAGAUUGAGUCUGGAGUGCCCCGAGUUAAAGCAGCUGGAGCUGUAUCCGAAGCAACAACAAAAAUAUCCGGAGGACGGUAUUUCCAAGGUGGAGAAGUUGUGGCUCGAUCCAAGUCACACUUGGGCGAAGAAGUUUAUGAAUCAAGACGGCUUUCAUCACCAUUUAAAUGAACUUUACCUUUGUUACAAUGAUGAUGGAGAGAACUCUACUUCACCAUUUGAGAUACUUGCUGACAAGAUGCUUCCCAAAUUAGAGAUUGUUGAAAUAAAAGAUAACAAUUGCAAAACCAUCUAUAUUCCCAAAGAAGCGGUUGAGAGGAUGCUUCACUUGAAAGAAUUGAAGUUGGAGUCACUACAUGAGCUGAACUCCAUUAGUGGGCUAGAGUACUUGUUAAAGCUGCGGCUAUUAAAGGUUUCUUCUUGUCCAAAAUGGACAACAGUAUUAGUACUACAUUCAUACUCCAAUCUGAAAGAAUUGCAUAUAUUUGCUUGUGAUGGAUUGGAAUGUUUAUUGACAUCCUCAGCAGCAAAAAUGCUAAUACACCUUGAGGAGUUGAGAAUUCAAUGGUGUGACUCAUUGAAAGAAAUAGUGGGAAAAGAAGAAGAAAGUGGGACGGAAGACAUUAUUGAAUUUAAGCGCCUACACAGGAUAACUCUUGCUCGUUUGGGAAGCCUGGAAUGCUUUUAUUCAGGGAAUGCCACACUGCAGUUCCCCUCUUUAAUUCGACUGGACAUAGAACGCUGUCCCAAGAUGAAAAUUUUCUCUCAAACAGAAAUACAUGUGAAACCACUAUUUCAAGUUAUUUACUCCAAUGAUGAAGUUGAUAGAUUGUUCUUGGAUGAUCUAAACGUAGCUGUUGCAUGCCAGUGUCUACAACAGAAAGAUGUUGUUUUUGGACAUCACCCGGCGCUGAAAGAUAUAUGGCUUGAUAAAGUGCAUAUCCCAGCUGAGGCCUUUUCCGCUGGUUUCAAUUGGGAAAGUCUGGUGGUGGAAGGGUGUGAUGAAUUAUUUACAACCGCAAUACUACCUUCUCAUUUACUUCCCUUCCUCAGUCAAUUACAAGAGUUGGAGGUGCGGGGAUGCAGUUCUGUUGAGGCCAUAUUUGAAGUCAAAGAUACAACAGCAGAUAUUGUUAUUCCUUUGAAGAAAUUGACUUUGGAGAAACUUCCAAAUCUGAGGCAUGUUUGGAACAAGAAUUCUGAAGGAAAGCUCAGUCUUCCCAAACUGGAGGAGGUUAUUGUUGAUGAAUGUGCAAGCAUAAAAUCGGUGUUUCCAGAAUCAGUUGGCAAAGGUAACAUACAAUGGUUAGAAGUGAAGAAUUGUGCAGAGUUAGUUGAAAUUGUCGCUGGAGAUGAUGUAGCCAAACAGGUUAGCAUCUUCUCCACGCUAUCUUCUCUGAAGCUGUGGAAUUUGCCAAAGUUGGGGUCUCCAUUACUACUAUCGCAUUUGCUACCUUUCCUUCAUAAAUUAGAAGAGUUAGUGAUUGGAAAAUGUGGUUCCUCGAAGACUAUAUUUGAUGUGAAAGAUGCGCCAACAAAUGAAGAAGAUACAAAUAUGAUUACUGUUAUUCCUUUGAAGAAAUUGACUUUGGAGCAUCUGCCAACUCUAAGCCAUAUUUGGAACAAGGAUCCUAAAGGAAGUAGUCUCAGCUUUUCAUGUCUGAAGGAAGUGGUUGUGAAUGGAUGUAAAAGCCUCACAAGCUUGUUCCCAGCAUCAUUGGCCAUGUCUAACAUGAUAAAGAUAGAUGUGAAAAACUGUGAGGAAUUAGUUGAAAUUGUUACAAAAGAUGAAGCAGACAAUAAAGAAACAAAUAAGGAGCUUACUAUGUUUCCUAAGCUAACUUCAUUGACUCUGCACAAUUUGCCAAAUCUUACAUACAUUUAUGCUGGAAUGGAAAUUCUAAAUUUGCCCAAGUUAAGAGAGUUGGAUAUUUCUCAUUGUAAAUUUGCAACAGAUUCUACUGCAAAGGUUGUUACCCCUCACUUAGACCGACUGUCAACAGACAUGGAAGGUGCGAUGAUGCUUGACAAAGGACUGCUUCAUUUGGACCCCCAAAACAUAAAAUAUCUGAGCUUGCAGAACUUUAAUGAUAUUGAUGAGUCAUAUGCAUCUCCCUUUGAUCUUUUUUCAAAGGUGCCACCGUCCAAUAUUCAAAUGCUUGUGGUGGCCGACAGUGCUUUCAAAGAGAUAUUCCCCUCAAAAAUGCCUGAGAUUAUUCAUUCACAGCUGCUUGUUCGAGCAUUGGAACUGAGGAAUCUGCACAUGCUUGAAUCCAUUGGGUUAGAGCACACCUGGGUGGCCUCCUCUAAUCUCACAUGGCUCAAAGUUGAGGGUUGUGCAUCUUUGAAGUAUUUGUUCACUUCUUCAGCCGCCAAAUGUCUUGUUCAACUUGAACAGUUGCACAUAUCCAACUGUGAAGCACUCGAAAGUUUAAUGCUGGAUGAUGAUCAUGAUGUCCUCAUAUUCAAAAAGCUUAAGAAACUGUCUCUUAGCCAGAUACCAAAACUUGAGAGCUUCUACAAAGGAAACUCAACUUUGAAUUUUCCAUCUCUGGAUGAAGUCGAGGUUACUGAAUGCAACAGAUUGGAGUAUAUGUUCACAUUCUCAACUGCCAAAAGCUUGCAAAAAUUGUAUCAGAUGGUGAUUUCCAAAUGUGAGUCAUUGGAAACAGUAGUUUUGGCAACACAAAAAGGGGACAAAUCACAAGAAGAUCUCACAUUCUCAGACUUCACAUAUCUGACUCUUAGUGAAUUGCCAAAACUUGAAAGUCUUUUCACCGAAAACUCAUCAACUUUGAAUUUUCCAUCUCUGAAGGAUGUCGAGGUUACUAAAUGCAACAGAUUAGAAUACAUGUUCACAUUCUCAACUGCCAAAAGCUUGCAUAAAUUGGGGAAAAUGAAGAUUUCCAAAUGUGAGUCAUUGAAAACAGUAGUAUUAGCAGAGGCAGACGAGCCACGUGAGCUCACAUUCUCAGACCUCUGGAAUCUGUCUCUAAGCGAAUCCCCGAAACUUGGAAGCUUUUUCACGGGAAAGUCAACUCUGAAAUUCCAAGCAUACUUGUACAUUGAGAUCAGUCAAUGCAAGAUCAUGAAAACUUUCUCACACGGUGACGUGGAAGCACCUAAAUUAUGGAAGGUGGAGAUAGAUGGAGUUCGUUGCUCGAAAGAUAAUCUAAAUGCUGCAGUCAGUCAACAAUUUGAGAAACGAUCCACGCAGCAUUGAUGAAUUAAUUAGUACAAUUAUAAUUUAACAUAAAAUUUGUUGCUUGCUAAGGGAAGCUUAUUUUCAAUGCAUUUGUUACCACUUACCAGUUAGCCUUGCAAAACUAGUAGUCUAAUCAAGGAGCAAUGGACAAAUAAAUAAGGAUGGUUGGUUCUAUGGGACACCAAUUGCAGCAAUUAAGAGGAUAUAAGUGGAUCCCAUCAUGGCAACAAAUAUUUAUUUCUGUUUGAGUAGUGUGGUGUGCAUGAUAUGAAUAAGUUCCCUGUAUCAUCACUAUGCAGGAAGAAGUGUGUGAUUGCCUUUUAAGUGGCAUAGCUAUAAACUAAGUGUGUUCUAUCAAUAAAAUUAUAUCUUGUAUUUCAUACUAGAUAUAAGGCGUGUAUGCUUUGUAAUUUAUUGAGAAAACUAGUUUAUUUUUAUGUAUG
Arachis stenosperma is the source of this 9198-nucleotide messenger RNA. RefSeq lists its product as uncharacterized. The transcript is spliced from 12 exons. Lineage: Eukaryota; Viridiplantae; Streptophyta; Magnoliopsida; Fabales; Fabaceae. Bases 65 to 8773 code for a protein of 2902 amino acids. Gene Ontology annotation, molecular function: ADP binding; ATP hydrolysis activity. The record is from RefSeq and is a predicted model, not a curated record.